Messenger RNA from Nicotiana attenuata, 1643 nucleotides. Its product is annotated as uroporphyrinogen decarboxylase, chloroplastic-like. The transcript has 6 exons. The record is from RefSeq and is a predicted model, not a curated record. Gene Ontology annotation, molecular function: uroporphyrinogen decarboxylase activity. NCBI's taxonomy places the organism in Eukaryota, Viridiplantae, Streptophyta, Magnoliopsida, Solanales, Solanaceae. Bases 191 to 1372 code for a protein of 393 amino acids. Gene Ontology annotation, biological process: porphyrin-containing compound biosynthetic process.
CCCAUUACUAUUAGAUUUGAGAUAUCCUGCCACCUUAUCUUGAAGUUAUCUACUUUGUCAUUUACUCCUCCAUUUCUUUUUUUAUUUUUUUUUUCUUUUUGUUGGCCAAAACCCAGUUUACCGACUGUUUGAAAUGCAAAGCAAUUUCGUCCGACGUUCGUAAUCCUCUUUUUCACUUCACUCCGAAAUCAUGGCUUGUAAUUACAGCUCAUUGUCCUCCUUCUCAGCAAUCCCAAUUUCAUCUAAAUCUGCAUUUCCUUCUUCUUCUCGAUGUAAUGUCAAGUCCAGAAUCUUUUGCUCCGUCGGAGGAACUGUUGCUGAACCAAAAGCUAUAAAUGCAACUGAACCUUUGUUGCUUGAUGCUGUUAGGGGUAAAGAAGUAGAAAGGCCUCCUGUUUGGCUUAUGAGACAAGCAGGGAGGUAUAUGAAGAGUUAUCAAAUCCUUUGUGAGAAGCAUCCAUCCUUCCGUGAGAGAUCAGAAAAUGUAGAUCUUGUGGUAGAAAUUUCUCUACAGCCAUGGAAAGUAUUCCAGCCUGAUGGGGUCAUUUUGUUUUCAGAUAUUCUUACUCCGCUCUCUGGAAUGAACAUCCCUUUUGACAUCAUAAAGGGGAAGGGUCCUGUCAUAUUUGAUCCACCGAGAACAGCUACUGAUGUUGAGAAAGUUAGAGAAUUCAUUCCUGAAGAAUCAGUUCCAUAUGUCGGAGAAGCAUUAACAAUUUUGCGGAAAGAGGUCAAUAAUCAAGCAGCAGUUCUGGGUUUCGUUGGGGCACCAUUUACCUUGGCAUCAUACGUGAUUGAAGGCGGUUCCUCUAAGAACUUCACAAAAAUUAAGAGAUUAGCUUUUGCAGAGCCCAAGGUCCUUCAUGCACUGCUUCAAAAAUUUGCGACCUCAAUGGCUAAGUAUAUCCGAUAUCAAGCUGACAAUGGUGCUCAAGCAGUACAGAUCUUUGAUUCAUGGGCCACAGAGCUAAGCCCAGUUGAUUUUGAGGAGUUCAGUUUGCCUUACUUAAAACAGAUAGUUGAAUCAGUGAAACUAACCCAUCCUGAUCUUCCGCUGAUUCUUUACGCAAGUGGAUCAGGUGGCUUGCUUGAGAGACUACUCUUGACAGGGGUAGAUGUGGUCAGCUUGGACUGGACAGUUGAUAUGGCUGAUGGUAGGAGACGACUGGGUCCCAAUGUGGCUGUACAAGGUAACGUGGAUCCUGGAGUGCUUUUUGGCUCAAAAGAAUUUAUUACCAAUAGGAUAAACGAUACCGUGAAGAAAGCUGGCAGAGGGAAACAUAUUUUGAACCUUGGACAUGGCAUCAAAGUUGGUACACCUGAGGAAAAUGUGGCUCACUUCUUUGAGGUUGCCAAAGGUCUUAGGUAUUAGAAACAGAUUAGAUUGUUAUCAAUUUUAACCUGUUCCAUAUUUUCCACGAGGGCUUUCAUUCUUCGGCGCAUUGUUUCAUUUGUAUGUAAUGCUUCCUAUGAACAAGGGAAAAUGUAGCUCACUUCUUUGAGGUUGUCAAAGGUCUUAAUUUUGGAAACAGAUUAGAUUGUUAUUAAUUUUAACUUUCCAGAGAUCUCUUAUUCUUCUCAUUUGUAUCUAAUGCUUCCUAUGAACAGGGAAAGAAUAUAUUCAAAGCAUUAUUUCUGGAAUG